AUGGCUCAACGAGCGCCCCGCCUUCCCAUGGCGCUGCUGGCGCUGGCGGUGCUUUGCAUCGCUGCUCUCCCGGUCAGCGCGUGGUGGAGCAAAGGCCACAUGGCCGUGGCACUCAUUGCAGAACGGCACAUGGAGGCGUCUCUUGUCGAGAAGGGCAACCUGGCCGCUAAGGUGCUCUCCCUAUCCGGCCCCUACCCGCAAAGCCCCGACAUGGUGCAGGCGGCACCGUGGGCGGAUGACCUCAAGAAGGUUGGCUUCAGUGCAUUGUCGACGUGGCACUUCAUCACGACACCCUACUACCCAGACCCCAGCUUCACCUUGGACGUAAGUCCCGUGCAGACGGUAAACGUUGCCUCCGUCAUCCCGAUGCUGGAGACGGCCCUGCAAAGGGCUAUCUCUAACUCAGAUAUCAUAGUCCACUCUCUGGCGCUCUUGAUACACUUUAUGGGGGACAUCCACCAGCCGCUACACAAUGCCAAUAUCUUCUCUAACGAGUAUCCGGAGGGCGACCUCGGCGGCAACAAACAGCACGUCAUCAUAGACUCCAAGGGAACGAAGAUGGCACUGCACGCCUACUGGGACUCGAUGGCAGAGGGCCACGCUGGGGAAGAUAUGCCGCGUCCACUGAGCAAGGAUGACUACGCAAGUCUGAACGAGUUUGCCGACUACCUGGAGGCAACAUACGCGGAUACGCUGACAGAUGCCGAUAAGAAUCUCGUAAAGGCUACAGAGAUCUCGAAUGAGACCUACAACCUGGCGCUGAAGUACGCCUACCCCGGCGCCGAGGAUGGUGCCACGCUCUCGGACGAGUACAAGAAGAACGCCAAGCAGAUUUCCGAGCGUCAGGUGCUGCUUGCUGGUUACCGUCUCGCCAAGGUACUGAACACAACGCUGAAGCCGGUCAGCGCCGAAAUUAUUCUGAGGGGCCUUCAGAACAUCCAGAGCGAGGUCGACACAGAAAACAACGCUACCGUGCGCCACUACUACGUUCAGAAGGGUAUCAGCGCCGGUGUGACGGCUUUGAUCGCCGUGGUACUCUUUAUUGCCGGCUUUGUUAUCGCCACUCUCGUUAUCUUCGCCUUCAAGUCCUGCGUGCAGAAGCACAAACGCUUUGGCCCAUAUGGGCCUAUUUCUGAGUAG
This is a messenger RNA of Leishmania braziliensis MHOM/BR/75/M2904, 1140 nucleotides long. RefSeq names its product putative 3'-nucleotidase/nuclease precursor. Gene Ontology annotation, molecular function: endonuclease activity; nucleic acid binding. Lineage: Eukaryota; Euglenozoa; Kinetoplastea; Trypanosomatida; Trypanosomatidae. The transcript has a single exon. The coding region runs from base 1 to 1140 and encodes 379 amino acids. Gene Ontology annotation, biological process: DNA catabolic process. The record is from RefSeq and is a predicted model, not a curated record.